Medicago truncatula (barrel medic) is the source of this 1233-nucleotide messenger RNA. RefSeq lists its product as uncharacterized. The record is from RefSeq and is a predicted model, not a curated record. The coding region runs from base 95 to 781 and encodes 228 amino acids. The transcript is spliced from 4 exons. Lineage: Eukaryota; Viridiplantae; Streptophyta; Magnoliopsida; Fabales; Fabaceae.
AAAAGUAGUAAUAAAUGAAGCAAAUUCAGCGAGAAUCUAUCUAUGAGUUUUGAGGACAUUACAGAGUUGGAAGCGCUUGUUGGGUUUCACAAAAAUGUCUCAACUCUUAUCUUCCACUUCCGUUUGUUUUCAACCUCCCUUGCUGGGAUUCAAGGGUACAUCGUGUUCUGUUGAGAAGCGCGGUUGCUGUUUAGGUCUUAAGCCAUUUCGUGCUUCUCAGAAGACAUGGCCCAAGAUCUCAUGUGCUAUGAAUAUGUCUGCACAUCAAUCAGAUGAUGAUAGAAAAAUACAACUUGCCCAAUUAAUAGACAAAGCACGUAAGCUUUGGGACAGUUCUCCUGAGCCAGUCAAGAAUUUCCCAUGGAACACAACACUGGGAAACUUCAUUCAACUUGUUCUUGAUCUUACUUUGGCUGUUGUCAAAUACCUAGCUGUACCUGUAUUCGCAGUUACCUGCAUCAGCGAGUUAUCCUACUGUGCGCAUCAAAGGAAGCUAUUUGUUGUUCCUAUUCCCGUUCUCUUAGGAGCUGCUGUUGCUGGCAUCCUUAAAGAUACUGCAUUAGAGUUAUCUCCACGGCUAAGGGAUGCACAAGUUCCAUGGCAUUUAAUUGCCAUUGCAAUUGUCUUCACAUUGAUCAAAUUACCAGGUCCAUAUUACCCUUAUUGGGGACGUAUACUUAUUCCUCACUUUGCAAAUGGGGUUUUGUUGAGGGCUCUAUGGUUUGCAAUAUUCUGGAAUAGAAGACCUAAAGUAUUGAAGAUGACAGAUUCCGAUAGUUAGUUAACCCACUGAGCUAUGAUACAAGGUUGCAUUUUCCAUUUCAGCAGAAACACCUUUUUACUAUUGAAGAUCUUUUUGGAAAAUCAAGAUUAAGAAUUUCACAGAAAUUAUAAUUCACUUUGUUGAGUAAAGAUGUAGACUGCUAUGCUUGAUUUUGGUCAUAGGAAUGGCUGGUUGUGUUGAAUGAUCCAGAUAAUCAGGUGGAGUGGAUAAGCAUUACAUAGAUGUCAAUGGUUACACAUCAUCCUUUUUGUAUAAGAAAAUGUUUUUGGUCUUAUCAUUUUUCUCAAACUUGUAGUGCAAAAUGGCAAAAUGUUUUUGUUGUUUGUUUGGUUUUUUUUUUUUUUAUUAUUAAUGUGACAAUUAACAUGUUCACAUUGAAGAAUGUACACAAUUUUGAGCUGAUAUGAACAAAUUAGUGAAGUUUGUUUAAAGUACUGUCAUUUUGAUAA